Messenger RNA from Peromyscus leucopus (white-footed mouse), 3437 nucleotides. It is a transcript of the gene Dusp29, whose product is annotated as dual specificity phosphatase 29. The coding region runs from base 215 to 865 and encodes 216 amino acids. Lineage: Eukaryota; Metazoa; Chordata; Mammalia; Rodentia; Cricetidae. Gene Ontology annotation, biological process: negative regulation of MAPK cascade; protein dephosphorylation. The transcript has 4 exons. The record is from RefSeq and is a predicted model, not a curated record. Gene Ontology annotation, cellular component: cytoplasm. Gene Ontology annotation, molecular function: MAP kinase phosphatase activity; protein tyrosine/serine/threonine phosphatase activity.
ACUGGCGAAUCAUUUUGCAAACAAAUGCCACAGGUCUCCUCUCAGACUGGAGAGCUUGCAAGGUCAGUGUCAGCAGAUCUGACCCUAAAAAUAGACCCUCUGAGCCAGUCUGGAGGUUUCGUGUAAGGCUGCUACACACAUACGGACCGGUACCUCUUAACCCAGCCAGGCGCCCAAGGCACUCAGAAAGGAAAGAAAAUCCCUUGACUCCAAAAUGGCAUCAGGAGAUACAAAGACAAGCCUCAAGGACGCCUACCCCUCUGCCAAGAGGCUGUCCCUGCAGGAGGAGGAGGAGGGAGAGGUUGAGGACUACUGCACCCCUGGACCCUUCGAGCUGGAGCGCCUCUUCUGGAAGGGCAGCCCCCAGUACACACAUGUCAACGAAGUCUGGCCCAGACUCCACAUUGGUGAUGAGGCCACAGCGCUGGACCGCUACGGGCUGCAGAAGGCGGGCUUCACGCACGUGCUGAACGCCGCGCACGGCCGCUGGAAUGUGGACACCGGGCCAGACUACUACCGCGACAUGGCCAUCGAGUACCAUGGCGUCGAGGCCGACGACGUGCCCACCUUCGACCUCAGCGUCUUCUUCCACUCGGCAGCCGCCUUCAUCGACUCCGCUCUCCGAGACGACCACAGUAAGAUCCUGGUUCACUGUGCCAUGGGCCGAAGCCGGUCGGCAACCCUGGUCCUGGCCUACCUGAUGAUCCACAAGAACAUGACCUUGGUGGACGCCAUCCAACAAGUGGCUAAGAACCGCUGUGUCCUGCCCAACCGGGGCUUCCUGAAGCAGCUCCGAGAGCUGGAUAAGCAGCUGGUGAAGCGGCGGCGGCAGGCCGGGCCAGGGGACAGCGAGCUGGGGAGGUAGGGGGCCCGCCCCGGGGAGGAUCGGGGACCCUGGCGCCCAGAGCAGAGGAAGGCUGACGGGCGUCUGCUCGGAGGCUUUGUGGGUCAUGGAGAUGGGACAGUGAAAUUAAAAGGCUGGGUACAGGGAGGAUGCCCAGCUGUCUCCUCCAGGUCUAGUUCUCCAUCUCACGGUGGGCCAGGCCGGCUGCAGGGGACCUGGGUUCCGAUGAGUACCACUGUGGUCUCCUAUCCUUUAAGUUGGAAGCAGAGAGGUAAUUUUUUUUUUAAAUGUGUGGGCAUUGUGUUGUGAUUAAAUGUUUAGCUCUGAAAGAAAAAAGAAAUCACAUUCUUAUAAAAAAAACCCAAAAAACCUUAAAAUAGAACUUGAUUUUUUAACCACAGAAAACUGCCUGACAAGCUGUGUUACAAGACGGGCUUUACCACUUAGGAGGAGCCUCAGAGCAUCCAUGUUUCUUUGUCCAUGGUGGCGUGUGUGUGUGUGUGUGUGUGUGUGUGUGUGUGUGUGUGUGUGUAAGGGGUGGCAUGGAGUCCCUUCCUUACAUCACAGCCAGAGCUGUCACCACCCAGAUGAGCUGUGAUCAGUUUGGACAAGGAAGAGUGUAACCUCACAAUUUGGGAAAAAAAGAGAGACAGGAGACACUUAAUUUGAGGGGACCUGAACGCCUCUUUCCUUUUAGCUCCAGGAAGGGCACAAUGGUGGUUCGUUUUCACUCACACCCGGAACUAUUUGCAAAGGUCCAGUUUGCAUGGAACUGGAGGGCUGGGCAGCCAGGUGAGCGCAGGUGUGAGCUGGUCUCUCUCUUGCGAGUGACGUCAGCACCACGAGGGUCCUUUUUCACUCAAGGAAACAGCAGCAGCAUAGCAGUGUGGUGGCUUCCAGAAGCAGGAGCCCGGAAAAGAUGGAACCUAGAGAGAGGCCUGCUGAGAGAGACCAGCCGUGGAGCACCACCAACGAUGGUGUCCUGGAGAGAGCAGAGAGGACCUGAGACCUUGGGGGAAUGGCAGGAAGGAGCCCAUGCUUCCUUCCAGUGUGAACUAGAGGGUCCAAGAGGAUGUUCUUGCUGGAGGGAUGCUCAAGUCCAGGGAAGCUGGGUAAAGCCAGGUCACUGUGACAUCCGGGGGAGCUGUCUUGCUUUCGUGCUACUUGUAGUUUGGGACCUUGUGGUUAGGCUGGUCUCCUGGGACUCUCCUGAGAAUGCUCUGGGUGUCACCUUUGUCCAGGAGGAGGCUGGGUCCUCAUCUUAACAUAGGCAUGGGAGAUGACAGUUACAAUAUUGGCCUUGUAAUAAAACAAACAAACAAACAAACAAAAAACCCAAAACCUUGCUGAAAAGUUGAAACCCAACACACACAUAGUCACCUGGUCUUGCCAGGCAGCAAGCCUGAAGUGGAGACAGUGCUCAGCUGAGAUGCCUGGCUGGAUGAACCCCAAGUCAUGAUGGUGAGGGAAAGAACCCAGGAGUAGCAUACCUACCAAGGACUGACAUGCUUGAGGACUCAAAUUUGGUGUCCUGGGAGCCACAGGCUCUUGGGAGAGGGACCUGGAGUCAGAGUAGUCCGGGCUUUUCAUCAGAGCAUCCUGAUGACCCCUUCUGAACUCAGGUCUCUCUCUAUUAGUCUUAGCCAUCCAGUGUCCAGACAAGUCAGUAUUUCCAUUUUCAUGAUGCACUUGCGUUGUGAACUCAUAUGCACGAGACGUAGGACAUACAUAGUUCCAUUGAGGUCUUCUUGAGCCACUGACCCGGUACCUCCUCCCAUACCCCACCUCUCUGUGGAGUAGAGUCCUGUCGAAGCAGAGAACCUAAUGUUGCAUGCCUGGACUCUUCCUGGUGACUCCUGGAACUUAGAGGUAAGAGAAAGGAGGAACAGAAAUGUUAGCAACAGUGUUUAAAGACUUCAUAAGCAAUGUUUGCACUCAGUUAAAUAGCAUUAUCGAGAUUUAGCACAUUCCCAAACCUGGGUUAAGGGGCCAAAAGCAAAUUAAAACAGGCAGAUGGUACUAAAAUGCAGCGUGGGACAUGGGAGAUGAGGUAACCAACCGGUGGAGAAGCCCACUCUAGCCGAGUUAGUGGGGUGUUGGGAAAGAAUAUGCUUCCAAGUGUGCAGUGAAACAGAGAGGAACCGGUCAAGGCCGUCUCUUAUCACAAAAAGUGUGCCUCAGCCCAAACGGGGUUGGCAAGCAGCGCAGAGGGCCAAGGUGGACUCCAUCUUUUACCCUUAAUGCAAGUGGGAGCUGGGCUUCCUCGGUGGCUGAGGUUCAGCCCCAUAGUCUACCCUGGACUGGCUAAUUUGGAAAGAGGAAAAUGGUUAAGUUCCAGGAAUGUAAUAAGUUUUACAAGGUAAAGGAGAUGAAAAGAUUUGAAUAAAAGUUUUACAAGGUGGGGUAGGUAACUCAGGGAAUAUUGGCUCUUGGUGGGCUAGCCACCUUUAAUAGAAAAAAAAAAAAGCCAUUUCUCACAGAGAAACCUUUAUUGAACGGGGAGGGUCUUGAGAGAACAGCUGACUGUGUAGCCCAGGUUGGUUUUGAAUUCAUGACCUAAGCUGGAGAGUUGGCUCAGCGGUUAAGAGCACCC